ACGAAGAAAGAAGAUUGAUUUCAUGUAGAUUUCUUUGUUCCUGCUCGUUCUGCAUCCAUGCUGGAGCCACCGGUACCGUAGCGUCACUAUCAGCUCACUACGAGGUGUCAGAGCUGACUUUCGCAAGCUCUUUCACACAUGGAUGUGUCUUUGAACAGCCGCAGCUCGAGUUUCUUUUUCCCUCACAAUUUUAAGAGGGGACAGAAAAGCAAACAGCAAGAACUCUCAAUCAUAGUUAGCAGCCAGCACUAGUAACAUCCCAACAAUGAAGAGCCGCACCAUGAGCCAAAGUCUUUCCCCAGUCCCCAGCCGUCGCCGCCCCACGAGCAUAGGCGAGAGUCUGUCCAAUACGUUGGAGGAUUGGUCCAAAGGAGUCACCUCCCUCAUGGAUCAAAGCUUUUCUGAUUACGGGCGUAGCAGCAGCAGAACGGGUAGCAUGCGCAGCAGUGUCAGCAGCAUGGAUGCCUCGAUUUCCCAACAGUUUGGCAGUCUGGACGAAGACAUGAUGGCGGUCAUUGAUGAGGACAACUUUCGACUUUUGCAAAAGACACUGCGAAGCAAGGGGUGUGUGACCAAUACGUACAUUCAAAUGAACGCGGGAAAGUACGUCCAACAUGUUGUCCACAAAAAGCAACAGCAAGACGAAGAAGAAGAAAGACGCAGUUCAGUUCGUCGCUCCGUCUCUCCUUAA
Messenger RNA from Seminavis robusta, 691 nucleotides. The record is from the annotation of a GenBank genome assembly. NCBI's taxonomy places the organism in Eukaryota, Bacillariophyta, Bacillariophyceae, Naviculales, Naviculaceae.